This is a messenger RNA of Cotesia glomerata, 1336 nucleotides long. RefSeq lists its product as uncharacterized. The transcript has 2 exons. Bases 102 to 743 code for a protein of 213 amino acids. Lineage: Eukaryota; Metazoa; Arthropoda; Insecta; Hymenoptera; Braconidae. The record is from RefSeq and is a predicted model, not a curated record.
UCACUUGCUCCUCUUGAACAAACUCUUUGAACUUGGCUUUUCGAUUGAAGUCAUUCGCUGGAUGUACAGUUAUCUAUCAGAAAGGAAGCACGCAAUAAGAGAUGGUGAGAAGCUAUUUACCUGGCGGAACUGCUGUGCUGGUGUGCCACAAGGUAGUGUUCCUGGCCCGUUACUGUUUUCUCUCUUCAUUAACGACCUUCCGAAGUGCUUGCGAUAUUGCAGUCAUCUUUUCUUUGCCGACGAUGGUGCAAUUUAUCUUACUUGUAAAGUAUCCGAACUUGAUCAACGCCUCUAAGACUAAAGCUAUGAUUUUGGGCAGUGCGUUUAAUGUGAAUCUCAUUCAGCUUGAUCAGACACCAGCUCUGGUCCUUGCUGGCGAAGAUAUUGAGUACGUGAUCAGCUUCAAGUAUCUGGGUGUUAUUCUUGAUCCAAGACUGUCUUGGGUGGAUCAGGUUGCAAGAACAUGUAGUACUGCAUCAAUAAUGCUGUAUCGUCUACGUCAAUCGGUUAAUGAACUCAACAUCAAUCUGAAACGGCAGAUCGUUACCAGCUUGGUCCUUCCAGUCUUUGAUUACUGUGCAGUGGCUCUUACAAACUUAAAUCUAAAUCUUGAGAAAAAGCUAACAGUUACGCUGAACAAUUGUGUACGGUUCGUGUUGCGUAAGCGACGUGGAGAGCAUAUCAGUGAACCUCGGCUUGACCUCGAAUGGCUAUCGCCUUAUAAUCGACGGUGUAUUUGUUAGGCUGCAUAUUCUACGGCAUGCUGAUGUUAAACAAGAAUGCCUUGUUGUGUGAGCGCAUCAGAAUGAAUCACAACGUUGCUCGGCACAGAGACAAUAACCGGACUGAUACGCUUAUUGCGCCAAUUCCUCGCACAUCAACUUUGCAGCACUCGUUCCUGGUCGUAGGCACUGCAUUUUGGAACUCUUUACCGUCAACAAUUACAACUUCAACAUCUCUAGCAGAGUUCAAAACCAGCUGCUAUAAUCAUCUCAUGGCUAUAGAGCUGGCUGAGGUCGCAAGUGCGUUGCCUUAGUUUUUUCCUGUGUGUGUUAUUUGUAAUUCUAGAGACAUUUAGUCGUCAACUUGUGCAAAGACAAUUCUCUACAUUUUUUGUGAUAACCUUGUGCAAUUAAGAUUUGCCUUUUCUUUUGAAUAUUUUUCAUUUCAGUUUUAAAUGACGUUGAGAGACCUUAAAUAUUAUUAUUUUCUUGUUAAACUUAUUUAAUAUUUUGUUCAUUGUUAAAUUUCAUAUGCUAUUUUUAUAAAGUACUCUGUACAUAUCCUUUGUAUUAUCUUUAGGCCGUUAGAAGACUUUGUCCUACGGCCUUGUCAA